AUGUCAUCUCCGUCAUCGACAUCACCGUCACCUGCAUCUCCAUCUAUACUACCGUUCCCAACUCAACAGCAGAAAUCUGCAAAAAAUACGACAAAAGUUGACGGUGAAAACAAGUUAGAAAAGAAUAAAAAAGAGAAGAACGAUGGGGUCAAUGCUUCUACUAAUGAUGAUGAAAAAGUUGUGUCUCCUAUUAGCUCUUUCUUCUCAUUUGAUUCCUACAUGCACAAGGCAUUUGUGGUUUUAGUUAUCGUCACCAUUGUCAUCAUCCUCUAUUUUGUGAUUAGGAUACUUAGAUUAAGAAGAAGAAACAAAAAAAGAAAGGUCUUCAAGACGAAACGAGCUAUGAAAGGUUCUACGAAUCUCGAGAUGCAGAGACUGGAGGAGGCAGAUGAGGAUGAGGAGGAAGAUGAUUGGACGGUCUUUGAUGCCACAAAACAACGACAUCCACAGCAUAUAAUUACGUCUGGGCCAGCUGCCUUGUAA
Molecule: messenger RNA, 483 nt
Organism: Helobdella robusta
Lineage: Eukaryota; Metazoa; Annelida; Clitellata; Rhynchobdellida; Glossiphoniidae
Exons: 3
Coding region: 1-483 (160 amino acids)
Source: RefSeq, a predicted model, not a curated record